Oncorhynchus nerka (sockeye salmon) is the source of this 2781-nucleotide messenger RNA. Its product is annotated as zinc finger protein 830-like. The record is from RefSeq and is a predicted model, not a curated record. The coding region runs from base 74 to 1129 and encodes 351 amino acids. Gene Ontology annotation, cellular component: nucleus; spliceosomal complex. Lineage: Eukaryota; Metazoa; Chordata; Actinopteri; Salmoniformes; Salmonidae. Gene Ontology annotation, biological process: nuclear DNA replication; mitotic DNA damage checkpoint signaling; mitotic DNA replication checkpoint signaling. The transcript has a single exon. Gene Ontology annotation, molecular function: zinc ion binding; nucleic acid binding.
CGUCAUCUACACGCGCCAUAUUUUUGUUGUUUGCCAAGCUUUCAGAAAUUUUGUUUUGGAACGCAAAUAAAUAAUGCCUCCAAAGAAUAAGCAGAAGAAAGUGAUUCAUCAAGAUGAACUGCGUCGGUUGAUGAGAGAGAAACAAAAGCAAACGAUAGAUAAGAAGCGUGUCGAAUCCCCUUAUGCCAAGUACAACAGUCUCGAUCAUCUUAGCUGCGUACUCUGCAACGAGCGGGUAAAGAAUGAAAUAUUGUGGCAGACUCACGUUCUUGGAAAACAGCAUAAGGAGAAAGUUGCCGAGCUCAAGGGGUCUAAACAAAGUUCAACAGGUCACGGACCCCAGCCCCCGCUGAAAAGGAAAGCAUUGGAUUCUGAAGACACGAAUGGGAAAAAGUCUAAACCUGUGGCAGGUAACGAGCAGGCAUCUACGUCGUCAGGGCUGCCUGAUGUUUUCUUUGCGAAACCUGCCCCGCCUGGGCCGAAGAAACUAACUGGAAUUUUGAAAAAAACAUCUGCUGGACUGAGUCUUCUGGCCGGAGUCUAUAAUGAAGACGAAGAGGAGGCUGGUGACUCUUCUGACCUAGGGGCAGCCUCCAGCUCGGGUGUGCAGAAGGGGACACCUGCCCCAGGACUCCCAGCUGAUUUCUUUGACAACGGCACCAUUCCAGCUGUCCCAGCUGCCUCUCAUUCCGGGUCUAUCCUCAAACCAGAUGAAACUGAGAAGAGUGUGGAGAAGAAGGAAAAUACACCUGAAGCACUACCAGAAGGCUUCUUUGACGACCCAGUGAGAGAUGCCAAAGUCCGCAAUGUUGACGCUCCAAAAGAUCAAAUGGAUAAGGAGUGGGAAGAGUUCCAAAAGGAAAUGCGGCAGGUGAACACUAAAUCAGAGGCCAUUGUAGCCGAGGAUGACGAGGAGGGACGUUUUGAGCGUCAGAUUGAUGAAAUCGAUGAGCAAAUCGAAUGUUACCGGAGGGUUGAGGUAUUGAGAGAUAAGCAAGAUGUGGUGAAGAAGGUUGUGAAGGAGAAGACCGAAGACCAGGAAGACUCCAGGGGAAGCGAUGAGGAGGAUGAAGAAGAGCUGCUCCACUUGCUGUCAAGAGACUGGAGGGCUAAAGGGGCCCUUGCUUAAAAUUCCUGGGUCCUUUUGACCCAAAUAGGGUCAAUGUUUAUCCAGAUUGUAAAUAAAAUAGCAAAGGAGCCAGCUUCUUUCCUCUGUCAAUGACAAACCUUUGUUGAGGAUUUUGAAUGUCUAAGUGUUGUCUUGUACAGUUAUGUCUACAGUACCAGUCAAAUGUUUGGACACAGCUAUUCAUUCAAGGGUUUUUCUUUAUUUUUUAAACUAUUUUCUACAUUGUAUAAUAAUAGUGAAGACAUCAAAACUAUGAAAUAACACAUGGAAUCAUGUAGUAACCAAGUCAAAAUAGAUGUUAUAUUUGAGAUUCUUCAAAGUAGCCACCCACUCCUUGUUGACAGCUUUGCACACUUGGCAUUCUCUCAACCAGCUUCAUGAGGAAUGCUUUUCCAGCAGUCUUGAAGGAGUUCCCACAUAUUCUGAGCACUUGUUGACUGCUUUUCCUUCACUCUGCGGUCCAACUCAUUGGGUUGAGGUCGGGUGAUUGUGGAGGCCAGGUCAUCUGAUGCAGCACUCCAUCACUCUCCUUGUAUAUUUGAGAUUCAAAGUAGCCAUCCUUUGCCUUGAUGACUGUCAGCGUUGCACACUAUUGGCACUCUCUCAGCCAGCUUCAUGAGGUAAUCAGCUGGAAUGCAUUUCAAUUAACAGCUGUGCCUUGUUAAAAGUUCAUUUGUAUAACUUUUUUCUUUAAUGCGUUUGAGACAAUCAGUUGUGUUGUGACAAGGCAGGGGUGGUAUACAGAAGAUAGCCCUAUUUGGUAAAAUACCAAUUCCAUAGUAUGGCAAGAACAGCUCAAAUAAGUAAAGAAAAACAACAGUCCAUCAUUACUUUAAGACAUGAACGUAAGUCAAUCUUUAGAAUUUAAGGAACUGUCAUUUGGUCUGAUGAAUCCAAAUUAGAUUUUUGGUUCCAACCACCGUGUCUUUGUGAGAUGCAGAGUAGGUGAACGGAUGAUCUCUGCAUGUGUAGUUCCCACUGUGAAGCAUGGAGGUGUGAUGGUGCUUUUCUGGUGACACUGUCCUUGAUUUAUUUAGAAUAAGUCACACUUAACCAGCAUGCCUACCACAGCAUUCUGCAGCAAUACGCCAUCCCAUCUGGUUUGUGCUUAGUGGGACUAUCAUUUGUUUUUCAACAGGACAUUCAAGCAAAGCACACCUCCAGGCUGUGUAAGGGCUAUUUGACCAAGGAGAGCGAUGGAGUGCUACAUCAGAUGACCUGGCCUCAACCCAAUUGAGAUGGUUUGGGAUGAGUUGAACCGCAGAGUGAAGGAAAAGCAGCCAACAAGUGCUCAGCAUAUGUUGGAAAAGCAUUCCUCAUGAAGCUGGUUGAGAGAAUGCCAAGAGUGUUUAAAGCUGUCAUCAAGGUGAAGGGUGGCUAGUUUGAAGAAUCUCAAAUAUGAAAUAUACCUUCAUUUGUUUAAACUUUAUUAUUACAUGAUUCUGUGUGUUAUUUCAUAGUUUGCACUAUUAUUCUACAAAAAAAAUAGUUUUAAAAAAAAGGAUAAAGGUGUCCAAACUUUACUGGUACUGUAUAUAAAACUUGCUCUUGUGGUAAAUGCUGUUUUUCUAAUGUUACACACAUGCAGAAAGCACCAUGCGUAUGAAAUACUGUACCAUCAGCACUUAUUAAAAAAAAUGUUGGGAGCCAAA